Molecule: messenger RNA, 890 nt
Organism: Ciona intestinalis (vase tunicate)
Lineage: Eukaryota; Metazoa; Chordata; Ascidiacea; Phlebobranchia; Cionidae
Source: RefSeq, a predicted model, not a curated record
GAGGGUUAUAUGUACAGCCAGUUUUAUAAACAAAUAUACAUUGUUCUAAAUACUCUUUUUCAUGCUUAUCAGACGUUUUAAUGUUUAUGUGGUGAAAUUAGGUCGACAUUUUAAUUCUUGUGUUUAACAAUAUGUACCAGUACCGUCCUGUAAAACAAAUGCUUUAAAAUCCUGCUGAAAGGUUAACUUGAAGUGAAGUUGGUUUCAGCAUAAACAGAUCAGCAUCUUGAAACAUAACCAUGAGUGAAGCAUUACUGCUAUGCAUAGCUCUGAUCGACUCAGCAAUUCUGUUGUUUUUAUCAGUAUAUUUUAUCAUAACAUUAUCUGAUUUGGAAUGUGAUUUUUUGAAUUCCUCCACUUGUUGUGCCAAGUUAAAUCGUUGGGUUCUGCCAGAAGUCAUUGCUGCUUGUUUUUGUCCUUUAGUCACCAUAUUUGCAGGGCACUGGAUCUUGUUCAUAGUAAACCUACCUUUUCCAAUAUAUUUAGUAAAUCGGUACUUAAAGGUUUCUGCCGGUAACAUUGGUGUUUUCGAUCCAACCGAAAUACAUAAUCGUGGUUUACUGAAAGGUCACAUGAAGGAAACUAUGGUUAAACUUGGAUAUUAUGUGGUGUUCUUUUUUAUCUACUUGUACAGUUUUGUUUACGUGCUCGUUUCUGGUGGAUCUUCUUCCUGACCAGACUCUCCUACAUUGUUUUUGUGGAUCUUCUUCCUGACCAGACUCUCCUACAUUGUUUUUGGAGUUGUUUUACUUCUGAUGUUUCAAUGGAGCAUAAUUAUAUUUUAUAGCAAUGCAAUAAUGAGUUUGCCUAUAGAACAAAUAGUGUCUUAAUCAAAGAUGGUGGUAUUUUACUGGGGUUGUGCAUAUGCAGAAUAAACUACCAUGAAAAUA